ACGAACCAGUGUGUUUAGGUAUUGACCUCGAGAGAAUACUCUGGCUAUUGUGUGAGAUGAAAUGUUAGUGCUGUAAGCAGGCGGCCAUUAAGUCUCAAUUUUCACAAGGGUUCAUAUUCAAGUAGUAAAAAGAGUUUUAUCCAAUCUUUUUGAGUUAGUGAUCUUUGUCUAAAAUGGGAAGGAAGAAGAAAAAGCCAUCAAAACCUUGGUGCUGGUACUGUAACCGAGACUUCGAUGAUGAGAAAAUCCUACUACAACAUCAGAAAGCCAAACAUUUUAAGUGUCAUAUAUGCCACAAAAAACUAUACACUGGACCUGGGCUAUCUAUACAUUGCAUGCAGGUACACAAGGAAACAUUGGAUAGAGUACCCAAUUCCCUUCCAAACAGGGGAAAUAUUGAAAUUGAAAUUUAUGGCAUGGAAGGAAUCCCAGAAUCUGAUAUUAGAGACCAUGAAGCCCAGAAACAAGCCGGCAGGAUAACAACUGCUGCAGGGGCAGACAGUAGUGAUGAAGAGGGAGGAUCUUCAGCAAAAAGAGUGAAAACUGCUCAACCUGCAGGUCAAGAAUCAACUGGUCCAAGCAUUCCAUCACUUGGAUCAAUGCCAAUAACCCCAAUGCUUGCAUCUCCAUUCAUGGGAAUGGGUCCCAUGAACCCUUACUUAGGACAUUUGUCAAUACCAAUGAUGGGAUCCGUGCCACAAAUGCCUCUCCCUGGUGGGGCGGCUUCUUCUCCUCAAACACCAUCAAAGCCCCUUUUUGCAUCCUCCAGUAGUCCUUCCUCCAGCAAUAGUGCCUCCAAACCAGCAUUUGCUGCAUACAGUUCUGGUGGUGCUGGAGCUACUAUUGUUGGUGAAUCAACUGUUCCAAAAAAGUCAGGUGUCAUUGCCACUCAAGCUGGUUCCAGCAAAAUUAUGCAUCCAGAAGAGGAUCUCUCAUUGGCAAAAUUGCGGGCACGGUUACCUCGCUAUCAAAGAAACUCAGUACCGACAAGCAUGCCUCAGAUGUCCGUUGCAAGCCCGCAGAAUACCACGGUCGGCCCUCUUUUAGAAAACCAAGCCUUGUCUGUUCAAAUUUUUAGCCAACUAGCUUCCAGAGAAGACCCUAUUCUCGUAGUUGUUAGGCAACAGAAAGCAGUUCUUUCCUGGCAACUCCCACUUCUGCUUGAAACCUCAAAUGGAUGGCAAGAGUACAGCAGCGUGAGUCGUCAGCUCUGCACCGAGCCGUUAGAUCGUAAUGUAAGUGUAGAACACGAAUUUUUCCUUGAUGUGUCCACGUCAGAUACUGAAAACUUGAGCUUUGUUGCUUCUGUUUCUCCUAUCGCAGACUUCGUUGUUGGACUGAACGAAAACCACACAGUCGCGUUGACGGCCUCUGAGCCAAAAUAUUACCGAUUUCGAUUUCCGGAAGAUAUCGAGAAUGUACUACUUACGGUUAUGUCAGAUGAUAACUACUGUAUGUCUGUCUCGGUCCAAAACCUAUCGUGUCCCGUGUUCGACAUGGAUCGUGAUCUAAAGUACGGUGGAAUUUGGCAAACAGUGAUGAGUAAAACUGGAAUGACCAUAAGCCGCGAAAGAUUUCCUUUCGGCUUUUUCCUUGUCUUUGUCGCUAAAGCUGACGACUAUGAAUGUACUGGCGAACGGAACAGCCCACCGUCUUUGAGACAGAAAACGGUUCACUUUGUCAUUCAUGAAAAGGUAAGCUACAGGGAUUUCAUGGCCGCCGUUAUGGGAGUCCUAGGAAUAUUCGCUCUCUUUUAUGUUGGGGCCUUUGUCGCCUUUUGCUUCAGACGCGGAAACACUGCCCCCGAUGUGUUAGAACCAAUUUUACUUGAAGCACAAAAUAGGCCUUCUGAUUAUGGAUCCAUCUCAACUCCACUUAUCGGUCGGGCUGCCACGAUAAGAAAUUCGGAAUCGGAAAAUCUUUCACGCUCAUCUUCGUCACAGGACAUUACCGAUAUUGAUCUUAUGCCCGAUGCGUACAGUGACAAAAAUGUUGUAUGGACUAAAACCUUUCUUUUCUUGGCUGACCUAUCUCACAAAGGGUCACGGUUCCACGGCCAAAAAUCUCAACGUUACAUGUGGAACUUGUUAAUUGUGUCGAUAUUUUAUGCUCUUCCAGUUUUGCAACUUGUCAUCAUUUACCAAAAAAUCGUAAACGAUACGGGUGAUCAAGACCUUUGCUAUUUCAACUUCCUCUGCUCUCAUCCUUUGGGAGAUUUGACUGAUUUUAACCAUGUCUACUCGAAUAUUGGCUACGUCCUACUAGGCUUUCUUUUCAUUAUAAAUACGGCUCGCCGAGAUGUUCGCAGGCGGCAACCACAAGCAAAUCACGAUCUACUAGAAAAUUUUUACGGAAUCCCUCAACACUACGGCCUUUUUUAUGCCAUGGGAACAGCAUUAAUGGUUGAAGGCGUACUAAGUGCGUGUUACCACAUCUGUCCGACACAUGCCAAUUACCAAUUUGACACCACAUUCAUGUACAUAAUAAGCAUGCUGUGUAUGUUGAAGAUCUACCAAACUCGACAUCCAGACAUCAACGCUGAAGCUCAUGCAGCUUUUUCCGUCCUGGCUUUUGUCGUGGUUCUCGGUGUCGUCUCAGUGUUUGAAAAAACUUUGGCAUUCCGAAUUAUUUUCUCAGUGAUUCAUCUACUGGUUUGCGUAGUGUUAUCUGCUCAAGUAUAUUACAUGGGGAGAUGGAAAUUCAACUUUGGUAUUUUCAAACGAAUUUACAUGGUCCUUUGGAUCGAUUUUCAAACAGGACUAUCAAAUUGGUUUCGACCAAUAUACGCCGAUCGCAUGUUCCUAUUGCUUAUAGGAAAUUUGGCUAACGUGGGGUUAUCGAUUUAUGGAUUGACGGAACGUCCAAAAGAUUUCGCUUCGUACAUGUUGACAAUUUUCAUCACCAAUCUGAUGUUGUACACUUCUUUCUACAUUAUCAUGAAAUUGCGUCAUGGUGAAAAAAUUCUGUGUCAGGCGGUAUUUUACAUUUGCUUUGCCUCAGUUUCGGGGGGCGCUGCAAUGUAUUUUUUCAUCAACAAGGCAUGGACAUGGAGGAAACGUGCUGCUGAAUCGCGAGUUUUAAAUCAGGAGUGUACGAUUCUCAAUUUCUACGAUUCUCAUGACAUUUGGCAUUUCUUAUCGGCUGCCAGCAUGUUUUUCUCUUUCAUGACUCUUCUUACCUUGGAUGAUGACCUAACCUACAUUCCACGAGAUAGAAUCCCGGUCUUCUAACUUACUGAAUUCAGCCUGCGCCCAUCUUUCUCCACGGAAUUGUACCAUGGAUUUAAAUUGACCUUCUAUAAAAACGGUUUUUAAACGCGCUAGUCUUUGUGGCAAUAAGGCUGUUGCAUGAGAAUAAUUGUUGCUUUAAAUACACAUGCUUUGUAGUCUA
Daphnia magna is the source of this 3390-nucleotide messenger RNA. RefSeq names its product SID1 transmembrane family member 1. Lineage: Eukaryota; Metazoa; Arthropoda; Branchiopoda; Diplostraca; Daphniidae. The transcript is spliced from 22 exons. Gene Ontology annotation, molecular function: DNA binding. The record is from RefSeq and is a predicted model, not a curated record. The coding region runs from base 174 to 3230 and encodes 1018 amino acids. Gene Ontology annotation, cellular component: membrane.